UAAGGACACAAACGGAUUAAGAACGGCAAACGUUUGUUAGGUAACUAAAUAUAUAAUCAAAGGAAUAGCGUUUUUUUUUAGAAUUACUAGCCUAAGUCUACAAUUCUUAGUUUUAUGUCAACAGGACUGCAUUGAUUUAAGAUCGGUCUAUCAGUUUCUUAAAAAAUGUUAAAACACAACCAUUUCACCAUUCCAUUCCACAACCAUUUCACCAUUCAUUCGAUAUGUGUGGUAUCAAGAUACGCUAACAGAAUCUGUUAUUUACAUUUGCACAAGUGUGAUUGCUGGGUAAUAAUUCUCCACAAAGCCAAGUGGUUUGUGUUCUAAUAGAAUUUAGAAAACAGAGACUUGUUCUACAACUCACCUUAGAACACCGUAUAAAAACAUGAACUUGAACUUGAACGAUCAGGCGAAGGAUAUCGUGAAAAGCACACACUUGUACAAUGCCAUGUAGCAGUGCUGGUUGUUGAGCACUGGAGGCGCCCGCUGUGUUCAGUUGAGUUUCGCAACCCAUCGUUUUAAGUUCUGUCCCAAGUGUUGCUCAGCAUCGUGUAACUUUGUAUUUCAUAGUGAAUAAGUGUAACUAUAGUUUUAAAAUUCUGUUACAAAUAAACUCCCAAAAUGGAUCCCUCAGACAGUGCGCCUAAUGUUAAUGAUUCUGGCAAACGGAAAGCUUUACACGUUUCGGAAUUUUAUCACGAUACCGUUGUGUUGGUUACCGGCAGCACAGGAUUUCUCGGCAAAGUGUUGGUGGAAAAGCUGUUGCGUAGUUUUGAUGUAAAGAAAAUUUAUCUACUUAUACGUGAGAAGCGCGGCUCAAGCUCAACGCAACGGUUGCAGCAAAUGAUAAGCGAUCCGAUUUUCGAUACAAUCCGAGCUUCUGUAAUACAUCCUAAUAAAGUUUUUGAUAAGCUGGUGGCAAUCGAGACCGACUUCUCUUCUCCGGAUUUUGUGAAGGAACCUUACAAGUCUGACCUAUUGAAUGAAACUCAGGUUGCGUUCCACGUUAUGGCUGCAGUUAGAUUUGACCUGGGAAUUCAAAACAUCAUGGAUACUAACGUCACGAGCACCGAAAGAUUGUAUAACUUUCUACGGAACGCGUCACGUUUGCAAGCGAUCGUUCAUGUCUCCACAUUCUACUCCAACUGCGAUCGAUCACACAUUGAAGAGUGCGUGUAUGACGACAUUCGGUUCGGUGGCUGGGAUAACAUUCGGCGAAUCAUAGAACCACUGACGGAGUCGGAAAAAAGCACACUGAUGCCAGCAUUGAUAGCACCGUUGCCUAAUAAUUAUGCGUUUAGCAAGAAGUGCGCCGAGAUAAUGAUACAGCAGCAGUUUUCCGAACUACCGAUCGGGAUCUUCCGUCCACCGAUUGUGACGCCCAGCUAUAAGGAACCCAUCCCCGGUUGGGUCGACUGUAUACAGGGCGUUACUGGACUAUGUAUCCCAAUACUGAAGCAACGGUUGCUGUGGUACUAUGGAGAGCCUACCGUAUGUCCAUCCCUAACGCCGGUGGAUUAUUGUAUCGCCGGUAUGAUUACUGCUGCCUGCGAUAUUAAGCAGCGACAUGAGGAAAAUCGUGUGCUGCAGUCAUUCGAUCGGCACGUUUCUACACCUCCGGUGUACAACUUUUGCUUCGACAAAAACCUUAUCUCAUGGCAACAGUUCAUACGCCUCGUUGGAUCUGGCUUGCCAACUGCAAGCGGACGUAAGCUUAGCACCCUUCGGAAUCGCGUAACACAUUGGAGAAUUCUAUCGAGGAUCACAUUCUGGUGGAUGUAUUUCGUGGCGUACAUUGGUGAUAUGAUUCUGUCACUUUUAAGAAAGCCGGGAAGCAAUGUUAGACUCGUUUCUGGUCUUGAUACACUGGCCCACAUCGUAGAACCCUUCUGCUGCAAUUCCUGGACAGCGCGCAACGAUAACGUAAAGCAGAUGAGAUCGUUACUUGCCGCAGGAGACGAAGCACUGCUAGAGUUUGACGUUGAUCGAAUAGAUUGGGCCGAAUACUACAAACAAUUCACAAAGGGAUUAAAUUUGGAGCUGGAAAGACGGGAGCUAAGAAGGCGACAGAAAAAGAAAUUAGAAAGUAGCUUAACCGUGUGAACUACGUCAAUGCAACGUUUUGCAGCAUUCGUCUUGCGUUCAUUAUGCCUAAAAGUAUGCAAUUGGUGCUUUUCUUAAUCACAUUUCUUUAUCAAAAGCCGUCGUUUAGUGACUCAAGUAGGAAUGUCAUAAUUUGCAUACUUUUAGGCGUGAACACUAUUUAUUUAUUUUUUGUAUAACAACUCCACCGUAUAACACUCACCCAAUGUAAUCUAACAUAAUAAAAAAAAACAUGUUAAUUUGUUUUUAUUUAAAUUCAA
This is a messenger RNA of Anopheles funestus (African malaria mosquito), 2363 nucleotides long. Its product is annotated as fatty acyl-CoA reductase wat-like. Gene Ontology annotation, molecular function: alcohol-forming very long-chain fatty acyl-CoA reductase (NADP+) activity. The record is from RefSeq and is a predicted model, not a curated record. Lineage: Eukaryota; Metazoa; Arthropoda; Insecta; Diptera; Culicidae. The transcript is spliced from 5 exons. Bases 622 to 2103 code for a protein of 493 amino acids. Gene Ontology annotation, biological process: long-chain fatty-acyl-CoA metabolic process. Gene Ontology annotation, cellular component: peroxisome.